CGCUGAGUGAACCCUGACUGCCUGGCUGUGCUCCGUACCCUGACCCUAGUGUGCCGUCCCGAAGCCUGGCUGGUACUUCGGGCCGGCAGAGGGGACCCGAGGGCGACAACCGUUGCGGAAUUCGACGAUUCAUUCCAUCAAGUGGAGGGCGAGUCUGAACCAACCUAGCACGAACCUUUCCAGUACCCAAAACAUCUCGCCUUCAACACCUUUGUCCAUUUGCGCAACAGCAACCUUACACACGUGCCGCACUGUUUGCCGCCAUGCCUCCGCCGCCACCCUCCAGGCGGGAUGCCUCGACGGCACCCAACAAGGAGGAGAACGCUUACAUCCCAAACUUCAUCUCGAAAAGGCCAUUCUAUGCCGGAGAGGGGGAGGAAACAGACUACCUUGAGCAUCAGCGUCUUCAAAAGAAAGAGCAGGACUCAACAUGGUACGACAGGGGCAAGAAGGGCACGGCCGCGACCAAGUUCCGCAAGGGCGCGUGCGAGAACUGCGGCGCAAUGGGUCACAAGGCCAAGGAAUGCCUCGAGAGGCCCAGGAAAAAGGGCGCAAAAUACACGGGCAAGAACAUCCAGGCCGACGACGUCGUGCAGGAAGUGCAGCUCAGCUGGGAUGCGAAGCGUGACCGUUGGAACGGGUACGAGGCCAAGGACUACAAGCACGUCGUGGAGGAGUACGACCAGAUGGCAGAGCUCAGGCGACAGAUGCGAAAGAAGAAUGCUGGGGAGGACGGGGAGGACGCCGACGAGGGCGACGCCGGUGACAAGUACGCCGAGGACGUCGACAUGAGCAAGCACCAGCCUACCUCGACAAGGCAGCUGCGUAUACGAGAAGAUACAGCGAAAUACCUGCUGAACCUAGACUUGGAGUCAGCAAAAUACGACCCCAAGACGAGGACGCUCGUCGACGCCGGUGCGACUGCCGACAAGGCUGCAGAGGUCUUCGCGGAGGAGGGUUUCGUGCGCGCUUCAGGCGACGCCGCCGAGUUUGAGCGUGCGACGAGGUACGCAUGGGAGGCCCAGGAGAAGAAAGGAGACACCACCCAGCAUCUCCAGGCAAACCCCACGGCAGGGGAGUUCUACCGGAAGAAAGAGAGGGAAGAGGCGGAGAGGAAGAAGCAGGAGAAGGAGAAGGAGCUGCGCGAGCUGUAUGGAGACAGUACGCAGGCAAUGCCGGCUGCGCUCAGGGACAUGACUGUCACGGAGAACGAGCACUUUGUCGAGUACGACGAGCACGGUCUCAUCAAGGGGGCCAAGGCCUCAGCGAAGUCAAAGUACGCGGAAGAUGUCUACAUCAACAACCACACAUCAGUAUGGGGCAGCUGGUGGUCAAAUUUCCAGUGGGGCUUUGAAUGCUGCCACUCUACGAUCAAGAACAGCUACUGCACGGGUGAAGAUGGUAAGAAAGCCUGGGAGGCAUCGGAACAGCAGCGGACCGGCGCAAAUCUGCUCGAAGAUGCAGCCGAGGAUAAUCGCCCGGAAGAAGCCGCCGCCCCGGGGACCAAUCCAACGGAUGAAGAAAAGUCCGGGAAGCAGAACCUCAAGCGGACACGGGAGGAGAUGGCGAGUGGAAUUACAGAGGAGGAGCUGGAAGAUUACCGGCGGAAGCGGACAGCGGCUGAUGAUCCGAUGGCCAAGUUUCUGGGGAAGGAUGAACUCGUACACUAAUUAGCACCUUUGAGGAACAGUAUUGAUGAAAUUGUCAAUGCAUGAUACAGAGGGCAACAAGCCUCGGCUGGAACGCUCUGGCGAUCACACGGCAUCACUUAUCACGGCAAAUAACACCUCAGUCCCUCUGGA
This is a messenger RNA of Diaporthe batatas, 1802 nucleotides long. RefSeq names its product mRNA splicing protein SLU7. The record is from RefSeq and is a predicted model, not a curated record. Gene Ontology annotation, molecular function: zinc ion binding; pre-mRNA 3'-splice site binding. Bases 264 to 1670 code for a protein of 468 amino acids. Lineage: Eukaryota; Fungi; Ascomycota; Sordariomycetes; Diaporthales; Diaporthaceae. Gene Ontology annotation, cellular component: spliceosomal complex. Gene Ontology annotation, biological process: mRNA splicing, via spliceosome. The transcript has a single exon.